Sapajus apella (tufted capuchin) is the source of this 999-nucleotide messenger RNA. RefSeq lists its product as uncharacterized. Lineage: Eukaryota; Metazoa; Chordata; Mammalia; Primates; Cebidae. Bases 1 to 993 code for a protein of 330 amino acids. The transcript is spliced from 3 exons. Gene Ontology annotation, molecular function: nucleic acid binding; RNA-DNA hybrid ribonuclease activity. The record is from RefSeq and is a predicted model, not a curated record.
AUGGUAACCUCUGUGACCUGCAUGUUCACUGCAGAUGAAUUCCUGGAACUAGAAAGUCUGAAGUAUUUGGAAGACCACAAAAAGGGGAAGAGUGAUCAACCCCUGCGGCUGAUGCUGCCCAAACCUCUCAGAGGCCCCCGGGCCAUCACGGAUGCCAAGCUUCAGGUAACUCUCACGGUGGAGGGGCAGUUCCUUCAAGCCCAGUCGGUUGGCACAGCCAAAGCUGGCUGUGCUGUUGUAUCCUAUUCAUUUAUUAUUGAGGCUGCCACACUCCCCUCUUCCACUACUUCUCAGCAAGCUGAACUGAUUGCCUUAACCCAUGCUCUUACUCUUGCCAAAGGACUACACGUUAAUAUCUGUACUGACUCUCAAUAUGCCUUCCACAUCCUACACCACCAUGCUGCCAUAUGGGCAGAAAGAGGUUUUCACACCACACAGGGGUCCUCUAUUAUCAAUGCCCCCUUCAUAAAGGCCCUCCUUAAGGUUGCUCUCCUCCCAGCCAAGGCCAGAGUUAUCCACUGCAGAGGACUCAGGAUUCAAGCCACUCCUAAAGAACCCACAGGGUAUAGCCCCUUUGAACUCCUAUAUGGCUGCACAUUUCUGCUUGGGUCUAACCUGAUUCCAGACACCAGUCCUCUUGGUGACUAUCUUCCAGUCCUCCAACAGGCCAGACAUGAAAUCCGCCAGGCUGCUAAUUUCCUCUUACCCACUUCAGAUACCCGGCCAUGUGAAAACACCCUACCCGGAAGGUCAGUCCUAGUCAAAAGCCUAACCCCUCGGUCUCCGCAACCUCAGUGGACAGGAACCUUCCUGGUCCUCUACAGCACCCCAACCGCUGUCCAUCUACAAGACCCUCCCCAGUGGGUCCAUCAUUCCAGGAUAAAGCUGUGUCCAUCAGAUAAUCAGCCUGACUCCUCCGCCUGCUCCUGGAAGUCGCAAGUACUCUCCCCUGCUUCUCUUAAAGUCACCCGUAUCCCCAAAGUGAAAGAAUAACCCUGU